AUGCAAAAGCUGAGGCCGUGUGUCACAGCUUUGACCGCUGUUCCGGUGUGCCACUCCGCACAGCUGGUCACUACACACCGGCUGAGUUCCUCAGCGUAUCCUUUCGUGUCUGCCGCAAACGGCGUCGUGUCAGUUCGCUCCAAGGGUUACGGACCUUCCAAGGACCUACUCAAAGGUAUAGACCCCAAGAGCCGGGUUAUGAUAGAAUCGAAGCUUCACCCUGAGGACCUCUCCCUCCAGCGCACUGUCCUUGCUCUUGCGAUGCCAAGUAUUCAGGAAAUUUCUGUGGUGGAUAAUCUCGACAGCCAUGAUUACAAGAUCGCGCCUGCUGAGGGGUUGACGAGCGGGAUAAUACCAGAAAAGAACCCUAAUUUAAAGGCCACUGAUGCGUUGACGCGGAUGGAGUUGUUCGAAAGCACGCUCACCGAGCAAUUAGCCACCGUAUCGAAUCUCAUUAUAAGGCAAAUUUGUACAUCUAGGAAAGUGGAUCUUGAUACCAUGGAAGCAUCCCAAAGCAACGAGAUGCGCACGUUAGCUAACCUAGUGAUUCAAUGCAUCCGUGAUGAGCUGAAAGAUACGCUUCGCAGCACUCUAUCCACGAACGCCAAAGCCCCUUCGUUGCCAAAUGUUGAAGAUCUUUCUAAACGAAUCAGCCAACAGGUCGCACUAUCAUUGGAGAAGCAACUACAGUCGAACCAAACGCAGGAAAAAGUUAUUUCAACGGAGGUAGUUGAAAAAAAACUCAGCAGCUAUUUCGAGCAUCUAGAGGCCUCGCUAAAGUCUGCCUUUACAGAGUUUAGUGCGAUCCAACUUUCUUCACAAAGCGACAGCGGGGCUACAUCUGCGCAAACUGGGCUUUCUGACGAAGCACGCGAUUCCAUUUUGAAUACUAUUGAGCAAUCCGCCCGUCUCCAGCAUGAAAAUCUCCUUAAUGCGCUUGAAGAUAGCAUCAGCACGCACUUUUCAAAGAUAGACAGCAGAGAUAAUGUCCAAAGCGCCCCCAAGGGGAUUGAUGUAGGGGCUCUGCAGAACUUUAUCGAGUGCUCGCUGGAUAAAGCCACGGAUGACAUUCGGCACUCUAUUACGGCGGAGAUCAAGAAGGCGAUGGGAAAGAAAUCACUGGAAGCCAAUAAAACGAAUGAGAGUAGUAGCAACGCUUGGCAUGAGGAGAUGGGGGCGUUCUCGUUGUCUAUAGACAAGGCAGUGAUGGCCGCGCAGAACGCGUUUACCCGCACUGAGGCUGUUGACGAAGCAAUUCAGUUUGUAGCCAAAGACCAGAAGAAGAUAGCGCAGACCAUGUUGGAUCUGAAAAAGCUUCUCCAAAAUGAACUAGAUACACGCCAUAGAGACACUACUGGCGGUCAACCUUCUAUUGUGGAUUACCUUGGCGAGAUAAGUCCUCUCAUUGAGGACCUCAAAAAGUCCCUUGUCCAGUUCGAUGCAUCGAUGGAGGUCCGACAGGGGCAAACUGAAGAUCGAUUGCUGAGCGUCGCUCAGGUAAUCACAGAAAGUGUGGAAGCGGCGGUGGAGGCCCGCACCGCUUCCGUCCUAACCUCCGCCAUCUCCACUGUUGAUCAGCAGCUACAGCGAAUUUUUGAAGUGAUUCAGUCCAGCCAAGCAAAGGAGGAGCCCGCUCCAAUCCCGCCUCCCCCAAGCCGAGCGGAUAUCGAAGCGGUUGUGGAGGCGGUGCUGGUGCCAAAGGUGGAGACGUUUAUCGCACAGUUGGAGGGCGCAGUGGCAUCCAAAUGGGAUCCAGACAACAUGGCGCACUUAGCCAACAGCAUUUCGAAGUCUGUGAGUCUUGUAAUCGAAGAGGAAUACCGCCGCCGAGAGGAGCAAGCUGCGAACGCGCCGCCGCCGUCGUCUGAUCGUGAUGACAACUUGACGGAAAGUUUGGAUCGGCUCCGGGUUGACCUGGUUUCGACAGUGGAGCAGGAGAUGGGCAAACCACACGAGGUCAACCUCACUCCGAUGUACCAAUACAUUGACAGCAUACUCGUGUUUCUUAAGGAUUCUUUUGCUACACAGGAAACCAACCUGGAUCGAAAAGUCGAGGAGCUUUCAAAAAACCUGUCGACUAUGAUGACUGACUCCAUCGCAGCCCAAACCCAGGAACAACUGACAAAAGCCCGUCAACAGGAACCCUUGGCGAUAUCUGAGUCCAGUCCGGAGGCCAGAGAAGCUAUGCACGCCGAUGGGCAAGAUGGGGACGCUCGUUCCGAAGAGGCGCUAGGGAAGCUCACCACCACCAAAAGUCUGAAGGGAUUUAUGGAGCAGGUUGAGGCUUCACUAGCUGAGGCUGUGGCGCCCCUUGCCGCAUCCUUGUCUUCACGGAGUACUGACGAUGCGGCUAUCACUUCAACAAUCACUGAGACCGCGAUGACGCUUCGUAACCAAAUUAGCGCAGUUGAAGAUUCAAUAUCGCGACUCAGUGCGCAUCAUCAUGAAGACAUGGCCUCCAGUCUAAGUAAUCUCUUGCAGACUGUCGAUAUGAAGUCCGUGAAGGAGGGCUUAACAAACAUUCAGAGUGUUCUUGGUGAGCAAGCCGCCACUUUAGAGUCCCUUCGGCUAUCAACGGACCGCGUUCUUGAUGAAAAGCAUGGCGUCGAAAAGUCCAAUUCUGAUGAAAUCGCUCAGCGGUUUCUCAAUUUUCAGACGCAGGUUUCGAACCAGUUUGAAAGCUUCAAAACACUCUUGGAAAAGAUCGACCAGACAAACCAACAGCAGAUUCUUACACUUGUACAGCAGAUACAGGAAAAUAUACUUAAACUUCAUGAGAUGAAUCAGAAAAACCAACAACAAUUGGAGGAUACGAGUGCCUCGGCUGAUACUACUCCUAGCGAGGAGGUUAAAGAUGAUGAAGAUAAUUAUGAAGAUGUUCGAAAAAUUGUCAAGGAGGCAGUGAACGAAGUCCUGAAGGGGGAACUAGUGACCUCUUUUCAGACUAUUCAACAGGAUUUGGCAAAUUUAAAUGAGAGCAAAGAGUCAACCAAGCGAGAGCUUCUUACCUCGAUUGAAGGUAUUACUAAACGGUUAGACGAACAAAAAGCUAUUCAGUCGAGUGCUCCACCCAUGCUCAAGAAGGACGACAUAGAGUUGGCGAUUUCUUCCCACACAGAAAAUAUCAAGCGAUUGCUAGAGUCCCAGUCUACAAAUUUGCUUCACGAUGUAUCGGAAAACCUCGCAAUUCGAGAGGACUCCGUUUAUACUCAGAUCAGCGACACGAUAAAGAGCACUCAGGCAGAUUACGAGAAGAAAUUACACGAAGGCAUGGAGAAGAGUAUGGGUAAACAGACCCAGCAAUUCCAUGGCUUUGUAGUUGGUGAGAUCAACAGAGCUGUGGCGUCAGCCAAAUCGAAUGCCACGAUCACAAUUGAUCCUCAGAGCAUUGCAAAACAAGUCGUUGAGCUUUUAGAGGAACAAAACAAUCUGAAACAUGCGGUUCCUGACUUACCACAAGAAGCUAUAGAACAAAAGGAGCCUGAAACGCCUGAGAGUCGUGAGGUAUCUGCAUCUUAUUUACAACCCCCUAUGUGGUGGCUUCCACUAAUGAUCUUUUCACUGUGUGUGGUAAUUUUUGCGUGUGCGUACUACCUCUUUGCAUGCUUUCUCUUAGCCUUUGUACCCGCCCCUGAACAGUGCCUUACACCUCGUUUGGAAGCGUCUGAGACCUUUCAUCGUCAUAAUGUCAAAUUCCAAGAAGCUAAGCGUGGACGGCGAGUAGUUGAUCAAGUCCUGUGA
Molecule: messenger RNA, 3741 nt
Organism: Phytomonas sp. Hart1
Lineage: Eukaryota; Euglenozoa; Kinetoplastea; Trypanosomatida; Trypanosomatidae
Source: the annotation of a GenBank genome assembly